Panicum virgatum (switchgrass) is the source of this 1092-nucleotide messenger RNA. RefSeq lists its product as uncharacterized. NCBI's taxonomy places the organism in Eukaryota, Viridiplantae, Streptophyta, Magnoliopsida, Poales, Poaceae. The transcript has 8 exons. Gene Ontology annotation, molecular function: nucleic acid binding; RNA-DNA hybrid ribonuclease activity. The coding region runs from base 124 to 753 and encodes 209 amino acids. The record is from RefSeq and is a predicted model, not a curated record.
CACCCACUUCCGUUGUUCCGUUUCGUCCCUCAAAAACCGCCGAAGCCUGCUGCCGCCGGAGAACGCCGCUCCAACUCCAACCCGGCACCGCGGACCGGGGCUGUCUGGAUCUCCUUCGCUGUGAUGGACCUGCCUGGUCGUCUUGUACGUCGCCGCCUGGACGCUGUGGCGCCUGGACUCCAGCCGCCUGGCCGUCUCGUCCGCCCCCGCCAGGACGACACACCCGUGCCUGGUCGUCCCAUCCGUCGCCGCCUGGACGCUGCGGGCCAGGCCUCUGUGACUCCACGUGGUCGCCCCUCGGGCGCGCCUGGACUCGAGCUGAUGAUGUGUAUUCUUUAUUUUGAUGGUGCUUCACAAGGCAACCCAGGACAAGCAGGUGCUGGAGCUGUGCUUAUGACUGAAGAUGGUAGAGUGAUAUCUCGACUUCGUGAGGGUCUUGGUGCCGUUACUAAUAAUAUUGCUGAGUAUAAAGGCCUCAUCUUAGGACUGAAAUACGCGAUUAGGUAUGGAAUCAAGAGAAUCAAAGUACAUGGGGACUCUCAACUUGUCUGCAAUCAGGUGAACGGUGUCUGGAACACGAAGAAGCAGUACCUGAAGGAACUGCGCAAUGAAGUGAUACGGCUAAAAGAGAACUUUCACUCUUUUGAGAUCAGUCAUGUCCGGCGGGAAUCGAAUGCCGAGGCAGAUCGCCAGGCGAACAUCGGGAUCGCACUUGCAAGUGGCACCAUGUCCGAGGAGCGUGGUGACUUCUGAAACAUCCAGUUACCAUCGUAUGUAAGCUAUGUAAGCUAACUACUAGCCUGCUCUACAGCAGUUGCUUGGUGACGGCUUGCCUAUCUCCAAACUCCAAUUACCGUAGCACUACCUGGAACUUUGUCACCGUUAUUAGCUUGCUUUGGAACUCUGGUUUCUGUAUCCUCUGCUAAAGUUGAUGCAUGCUGGGUUAGUGGGCCCAUUUUGACAAGGCUGGUUUUGUAUCUACUCGUGGGCCUCGUUCUGAUGGAUCAUGUAAGAUAAGAUACACUUAAUGGUCCCUAAUUUGAAGCAACCGUAACUGUGCUUUGGGAGCUUCCUUACGACCGUUUUCUGAAA